This is a messenger RNA of Betta splendens (Siamese fighting fish), 4422 nucleotides long. It is a transcript of the gene slc38a4, whose product is annotated as solute carrier family 38 member 4. The transcript has 15 exons. Gene Ontology annotation, biological process: amino acid transmembrane transport. The record is from RefSeq and is a predicted model, not a curated record. The coding region runs from base 562 to 2199 and encodes 545 amino acids. NCBI's taxonomy places the organism in Eukaryota, Metazoa, Chordata, Actinopteri, Anabantiformes, Osphronemidae. Gene Ontology annotation, molecular function: amino acid transmembrane transporter activity.
ACCAGCGUGUAUUUCAUUCAGAUUAUUCAUCUGAGUGCGACGACCCGGCUGCAGUGCUCACAGCCUGAGUAGACCUUGUAAGAAACCUCAAGAGGGCUUGGUUCCCUAGGUUCGUUUCGUUUCGUUUGUUUUCUUUUCUUUCUUUUUGAACGGAUUAUCAAUUUUGAUAGUUUGAUAACCGGAGAUAAUGAAUGGAUGCAGCGUUUCCUUUUUCCAAGGGUGUGCCUGGAUUCAAGUGCAGUAAUUAGCAGUCUUUAUUUAUAAACCCCCUCUUUACACCGGACGCGCCUCAAGACUGAAUUAUUAUACGCGUUUGUCAUUAUUAUACAUUCACCGGUUGAUCAUAGGAGGCGUGGGAGACUUUUCUGCGUUUUGCUAACAGACAGAAGCGUCUUGGCUGCAUCUGCAUCUCUUGGCUCUGUGUCUGAGCCGCGAUCUCACAUCAACUAAAUCAAAACGGGCGAAUAGUGGACGCAAAUGACCAAAGACCCCACCAACACCACUCUGCAACUCAGCGAGCCUUGAAAACCUUGCAUUCCUCCUGACUUGCUGCGUGCAACCAUGCCGGGAGUUGUGGAUCGUAUGGAACUGAGCAAAGUCCCGACAGAGGCCGAUGAUGACAGCACCAACAGCCUGGAUGACGGCUACACAGAGGCCAUGGACUCAGAGAAGGGAACUAUUAACAGCCAGUAUAUGGAGGACAACGACGACAUGGAAGACCAUAAGUUUCUCUCAAGUAAUGGGAUGAUGAAGAAGAAGAAAUAUGAUGAAGAAUAUCACCCGGGCCACACCUCCUUCGGCAUGUCCGUCUUCAACCUGAGCAACGCUAUCAUGGGCAGCGGCAUCCUGGGCCUGUCCUUCGCCAUGGCCAACACGGGCAUCGUGCUCUUCACCAUCCUCCUAGUUGCCGUGGCGAUCCUCUCCUUAUAUUCUGUGCAUCUGCUCCUUGUGACAGCAAAGGAAGGAGGGUCAUUGAUUUAUGAGAAGCUGGGAGAGCGAGCAUUUGGCUGGCCAGGGAAAAUAGCGGCAUUCGGGUCCAUAAUUAUGCAGAACAUCGGAGCUAUGUCUAGUUACCUAUUUAUUGUCAAGUACGAGCUGCCUGAGGUUAUCAGGGCCUUCUUGGGUUUACAAGAAAACUCCGGCGAGUGGUACAUGAACGGAAACUACCUGGUCGUGUUCGUGUCCAUCGGGAUCAUCCUGCCUUUGUCUCUCCUUAAAAAUCUAGGCUACCUGGGCUACACCAGUGGGUUCUCCCUCUCCUGCAUGGUCUUCUUCCUGGGUGUGGUGAUCUACAAAAAAACCCAGCUGCCGUGUCCGCUGCCGUUCUUGCACCACAACUCCAACCUCAGCACCAACGGCUCCGACAUGUCGGGCAUGUACGCGCUGCACAACCGCUCGGCGCCCAUGGACUUCUCCCGGGCCGACAUCUCUCCGGCAGCCCAGGGGAGCCUGGACGCUCACCGCACCGCGGGUGUCUACUACGAGCCCCGCCCCGAUGACGACAAGGAGACGUGCACGCCCAAAUACUUUGUGUUCAACUCGCAGACGGCCUAUACAGUGCCCAUCCUGGCAUUCGCCUUCGUGUGUCAUCCCGAGGUCCUGCCCAUCUACAGCGAGCUCAAAGAUCGCAGCAGGAAAAAGAUGCAGAAUGUGUCCAACCUGUCCAUCCUGGCUAUGCUUAUCAUGUACAUGUUAUCAGCACUGUUCGGCUAUCUAACCUUUUACGAUAACGUGGAAGCCGAGUUGCUUCACACGUUCACCAAGGUCUAUAAGUUUGACACCAUGUUGCUGCUGGUGCGUCUGGCUGUGCUCACCGCUGUCACCCUCACUGUCCCCAUCGUGCUGUUUCCUAUCCGCUCCUCCAUUACCACGCUGCUGUUCAGCAAUCGAGAGUUCAGCUGGAUUCGCCACAUGCUGAUUGCCGCCAGCAUCCUGGUCUUCAACAACAUGCUGGUCAUCUUCGUCCCCACGAUCAGAGACAUAUUUGGCUUCAUCGGCUCCUCUGCAGCCACCAUGCUCAUCUUCAUCCUACCCGCUGCGUUUUACCUACGCCUGGUCAAGUCGCUGCCAUUUCGCUCUCCGCAGAAAAUCGGGGCGUUCGUCUUCCUAUUGGUGGGAAUCGUAUUCAUGAUCGGCAGCCUGUCGCUCAUUGUCUUGGACUGGGUCCACAACCCCCCAGGCUCUGGUGGCAGUCACUAGGCCCAUUUCCCCCUCCUCGGAUCCACAUAAGGUGCCCCCCCCCCCUUUAUCAUCUGGACAAUCUUCUGCAAAUCCCAAACAAUGACCACAAAACCUACCACUUGGACUGAAUGUGGGUGAAAACAGGAGAAAUAUUUCCAUGAGCCAUGUGACAACAUUUUUAGGCCUAGAUGUGCUGUGACACAAACCCAGGAGAAGGGAGGACAGACUUUUGGGCAGCCCCCUCACCUAACGUGGAUCUGUGGCCUGCAGUUUUUGUGGGGACUGGAAAGACAAUUCCCCUUAACACACUGCACGCCUGAAGGACAUGCGGAGGUCGAGGGCAUAGUCCUCCACAAAACAACGAGCACUUCCAGCAUUACAUUUCAGCAUUAUGUGCCAAGAGCUACCACACACACACACACGCACACCCAUAUCAAAACCACCAAACAGUAAAUCAAUCACUUACCGCACUAUUGUGGAUUUUCCUCUUGGGCUGGUUUCAGUCCCGUCUGUGUUCGUGAAGUGAGGGCGACCCUUUCAGUAUUACUGUCACAGGGGGGACUCGAACAUGCAAGCUGUGUGAAUGUACAUAAACAAGCAAUUCUACUGAAGAAACGAGCGCUGUACAUACUAUCUCACGUGACCUCGUGCGGCUCAUUUCCUGCUCAGAUUGUACAAAGUCCAGCGACCAUUACCGACACCUGCUGGGAUGUGUUAGGCACUUGAAAGAGCUGGGAUGUAUGAAAUGACCACGUAUGCUGUCAAAUCAGAUAUAUUAGCAAAAAAGUCAUAGUAUGAAAAGCACGAAAGUAUGCAUUUUAUAACCUUCUCCAAAUAGCUUUAAAUAGCAGCUUGAUGAUUUGAGAGAUUUUAGUCCUGCUGAUGGAUUGAGCAAAAAACUAAAGAGUUUGGAACAGAGAGUUUGGAACUAUUCCAAAUCUGCAUGGCCUUAUUAUAAUUAGCAUCAACCAUCUUUUUCGACGAUUCUUUCCAUUUAAGCUCUAGAACAUCUGUUGCCAAAUGGUCAAAGUUCAAUUAUUUAGGGGAGAACAUGUUUGUUGUUCCAAAAAAAAGUGUCUUUGAACACUUGAGCUUUGUCAAGCUCAAGGUUCAACACAUGGUCACCUGAUCUGUUUCUCUUACCGUUGAAUUCGCUUUUUUUUUUAAACAUAAUUGAUGCUUUUUCUUAUGUAAACUCUGAAUCAGACGCUGAAUCGGGUGCAUUUCCUCGGACGACUGAUGACAUCAAUGUUCCAGGUAGCUUCACCCAUUCGCCGCUGCCGUUAUGUGUCAUGAACACGUCCAGCCAAAGCGACGAACAUUUAUAGAUCCUUUACGGGUCCACAUACAAAAAGAAAAUAGAUAUUUCAAAUGAAAUAGUGUAUAUUGUGCAUGUUUUUGGAUUACAAACAUGGUCUUUUUGGACAAUUGUACAUGCUCUGUAAAUAAUCUAUAUUUUAUGGUACACUUGACUUGUUGUCUAUGAAGUGGGUGGUUGGAGGGGUUUGCCUUAGUCGUCUGCAAUCAACCAUUUGUUUUAGUAUAUAUAUAUAUAUAUAUAAAUAGAUAUAUAUUAUGUUUUAGACUUUUUUUCUUGCUGUUUGACAGUAGGUUUUUUUCCUUUGUAUAUUUGUAGAAAAUUUGGUUUCUAUAUAUUCAUUUUGUUGUUAUAAUAUGUACUCGUCAUAUCAGGAUGAUUUAAUCAACGACCUACUUCAAAAUGCAGGUUUCACGUUGUCCCAGAAGUCACAUACAAGCUGAAUUUUUUUUACAGUUGCAUAAUAUCUUCAAGCAAGGCAAGAUUGUUUUUUUUUCUAAGAAUCACGUAGACGGACAAUCGUACAAACCUGUUUGUACCUUUCUUCUCUGCGGUGCUGCACGAGCCCAUUUGCCCGCUGUGUAAGACUGUUUUUUUACACCACACCUCUGCCCCUUUUAGCAUCUCAGGUAUCCAAUCUGACGAUUUGCGCGUCUGGAUCCAUUUGAACGCGUGUCACCUCCCUUUUGCAUGAUUGAGCCGAGCCGCAUGGAGCUGUCAUAUAUUGCACGGGUUGUCGUUGGAUCACCAGCUAAUAAAGACAGUUUUGAGGCAGAGACAUUUUUCUAUGAACCCUCGGCCACAGAUGGAUGAGUUAAUUUCAAUCAUGUUUGUAACUCUCCCUAAAGGGAAUUGAUUUCUUUUUUUGUAUCAGUGAUGCUGUUUCAUUAUGAAGAAAAAUAAAAAUGCCAAAUGAAAUAUUA